Molecule: messenger RNA, 5062 nt
Organism: Limanda limanda (common dab)
Lineage: Eukaryota; Metazoa; Chordata; Actinopteri; Pleuronectiformes; Pleuronectidae
Gene: cry2
Product: cryptochrome circadian regulator 2
Exons: 13
Coding region: 124-2214 (696 amino acids)
Biological process (GO): entrainment of circadian clock by photoperiod; circadian regulation of gene expression; negative regulation of DNA-templated transcription
Cellular component (GO): cytoplasm; nucleus
Molecular function (GO): DNA binding; FAD binding
Source: RefSeq, a predicted model, not a curated record
UUCUCCUGAUCGCUUCCCUCCGGCCCUGUCCUCCCGGUCCUCCCGGUCCCCUGGGUGUCUCCCGGUGUCUCCCGGUCCCCUCGGUGUCUCCCGGUGUCUCCCGGUCCCGGUGAUCCGGUCCACAUGGCGGUGGGGGGCUCGGUGCACUGGUUCCGGAAGGGGCUGCGGCUGCACGACAACCCGGCGCUGCACGAGGCCCUGCGGGCUUCCGGCUCGCUGCGCUGUGUUUACAUCCUGGACCCGUGGUUCGCCGGCGCCGCCAACGUGGGAAUCAACCGCUGGAGGUUCCUGCUGGAGUCUCUGGAGGACCUGGACCGAAGCCUGAAGAAGCUCAACUCCAGAUUGUUUGUGAUCCGAGGGCAGCCCACGGACGUGUUCCCCAGGCUCUUCAAGGAGUGGAACGUGACCCGGCUGACGUUUGAGUUCGACCCGGAGCCUUAUGGGAAGGAGAGAGAUGCGGCCAUCAUCAAGAUGGCGCAGGAGUUUGGAGUCGAGACCCUUGUCAGAAAGUCACACACCCUCUACAACCUGGAUCGGAUCAUUGAGAUGAACAACAACACUCCUCCUCUGACCUUCAAGCGGUUCCAGACCAUCGUGAGUCGGCUGGAGUUGCCGGGGCGACCGCUGCCUGCCGUCACCCAGCAGCAGAUGGACAAGUGUCGCGCUCAAAUAACCGAGAACCACGACCAGCUGUACAGUAUUCCCUCUCUGGAGGAGCUAGGCUUCAGGACGGAGGGUUUACCUCCAGCUGUUUGGCGAGGAGGAGAAUCCAAGGCUUUGGAACGACUCAACAAACAUCUGGACAAGAAGGUGUGGGUGGCCAACCUGGACCUUCCCCGGGUCAACACCUGCUCUCUGUACGCCAGCCCCACCGGCCUCAGCCCCUACCUGCGCUUCGGCUGCUUGUCCUGCAGGGUUCUGUACUACAACCUGCGUGAGCUCUACAUGAAGCUCCGGAAGCGCUGCAGUCCUCCUCUGUCCCUGUUCGGCCAGCUGCUGUGGAGAGAGUUCUUCUACACCGCCGCCACCAACAACCCCAACUUUGACCGCAUGGAUGGAAACCCCAUCUGCGUCCAGAUCCCUUGGGACCAGAACCCAGAGGCCCUGGCGAAGUGGGCCGAGGGUCGGACUGGCUUCCCCUGGAUCGACGCCAUCAUGACGCAGCUGAGACAGGAGGGCUGGAUCCACCACCUGGCCCGACACGCCGUGGCCUGCUUCCUGACCAGAGGAGACCUGUGGAUCAGCUGGGAGAGCGGCAUGAAGGUGUUUGAGGAGCUGCUCCUGGAUGCAGACUGGAGUGUGAACGCUGGCAGCUGGAUGUGGUUGUCCUGCAGUGCCUUCUUCCAGCAGUUCUUCCACUGCUACUGUCCCGUCGGCUUCGGAAAGAGAACAGACCCAUCAGGAGAUUAUAUCAGGCGUUACAUCCCCAUCCUGAAGGACUACCCCAGCCGGUACAUCUACGAGCCGUGGAACGCACCGGAGUCCGUGCAGAAGGCGGCACACUGUGUGGUGGGAGUGGAUUAUCCCAAACCGAUGAUCAACCACGCAGACGGCAGCCGGCUCAACAUCGAGAGGAUGAAACAAGUCUACCAGCAGCUCUCCCACUACAGAGGACUCAGUCUACUAGCAUCAGUACCAACCAUCCAGGAGGAGGCAGAACCACUGAUGACCGACGGGUCUCAGACCAGCAGUGGACCUGAGUCUCCUCCCACAGCUCCGGCUCCUCCCACCUGCCCAGCCGCCGGCUGCUCCACGGCUCCUGACUCGUCCACAGUCCUCGUGUCCUACGCUCCACAUCCGGAGCUGGGAGACACCCGGAGCGUUCACCCCCCCCAGACGCCGUGCACCUCCUCAGGCUCACACCCGCACCCCCCUGCAGCCGUGUCAUGGAGCUUUGCUCCUCCCUCCCCAGCUCAUAGUCCUCUGUCCCCGUCCUCGUCAUGUCCCACCUCGUCCCCGGCCCCGAGUCCAGCCGGGACCCCGGGUCAGACUCUUCCCAAAAGGAAAAGUCUCGCCCGCAAGACUCGUCGCAGCCCGAGGCCGCGGGGGGGGCGUCCGAGCUGCGCUAUGUCAGGCCGGGAGGGAGAGAGGAGGGAGGAGGAGGAAGAGGAGGAAGAGGAGAGGGAGGACAGGGGAGGGGACGAGAGGAUGGAGGAGGAUGCUGAACACGAGGUGGAGAGGAUGGAGGAGGAGACUUCAGCUCAUCAGCAGUGAGACCAGGUGAAGUUUAAAGAGAAUCAUCUUCAAUCGUCCACAUCGUCAACUGGACACAAACACACACAAGGAACAACAUCAUACACACAAACACACACACAAGGAACAACAUCAGACACACAAACACUCAUUCACCACAAGUGGAAUCGAAACAGAAGCAUCUCAUUCACAUCUUCUCCCGUUAAUUAUCCGGACGAGUUUUUGAAUAAAUAACUAUUUUUAGAGCAGGACCAGAAAGACUGAACACAACAAAACAAUCAUUCUGAUUUGAGACCAGAAAAUAAUUCACAUGUCCGACACCAGGCUCUCUGCUCGUGGGAGGAGAAACUCAGAGUUUGAUAAAGCUGCUUGUUUUGAUAUGUUGCAGUGAUGAUUUUAUAUAAAUGUUGUAUAAGAGAUUUAAUCCGACAUCUCAGAGCGCUGGACAGAACCAGAUCAUCUUGACUUUUACUCAGCGACAGGCAGCGACUGUGACGAGCAGAUCCACUGACCUCCACUCAAAUGUAUAAACACUAUUUUAUGUUGUAGCUCCUCCCACUGUGCCGUUGUUUACUUUAGCUUCAAGUCAAACUCGUGGCCCGCAAGGGAAUGUAGGAUAUGUCUGUUUGUGUGACCCUGAUGAUGUUGUCCAGGAUGUUUUCCUCCUUUUGACCACGUUAGAAACACAGACCGUGAAUAUAGACGUGUCUUUGCCUCCUCCCACUGUAAAAUAUAUAUAUAUAAAUAUAUAUAUAUACAGUAUAUAUGCAGUAGCGAUCAUGUUGUGGAGCAGUUUCAAGUUCCCACCAAUACACACACUCCACCAAUCAGGAGUCAGUCUGAGCUCUCAAUCAUCACAAUCAGUCUCCUCCAUGUUCACAGAUGGGACAUGCAAAUAAUUUAAUAAGUAGUAAAAGUACACGUCAAAGUUUUUUAAAUUAUCAUUUCAUUUUAAGUAUCACACUUAUGUUCAUGUUUCUGAUAAGUUUGGUUUUAAUUGUUUAUUUGAUGAUUUAGAAAUGUGGUGAAACGUCAUGACUGAGACGGCCUCUGAUUGGUCGAGAGCAUGUGUUGGCGGGAACUCUACCACCGCUCCACUUCCUGGUCGUCCCUGUACAGACUCACUGGGAUAUUUGGGUUUCAUUUCCUGUCAGCGGGAGGAAGUGGAGGCGCCAUCUUUAUCUAUAGUCCAUGAUUUUAACACUAUUGAAUCUACAUGUUUAUGUAAAAACCCAGCGUACGGGUUGUCUGUGUUUUUUUGCACAUCUGAUGUUUAGCAGCAGUGACGAGGUUCAUUAGGGAUCAUAACGUUUUAUAGUCGCCCUGUUUGCACCUGUGUGGUGUGGGGGGGUCGCACGUCUGUGAGGUCGUAGCAGCACAUGAUGGAAUCACUAUUAAUUCAUUAAAUUAAUUUAGACACUUUAUCUGCGGCGCAGAGGAAAAUGAGACGAGUCUUUGAGACCAAAACGUUUUUAAGCUAUUGGCAUAAUUUUUAACUGGCAACUGAAAAUGCUGCUUGUGUGGUUUAAAAAACUAAAAAGAGAAUGUAGAGAGGAAAGAACAGCGUGUUGCUCUCCCAUAUAUAUGUUUAACAGAGUUUGUAUAUAAAAUAUAUAUAAUAACCAUAACCUGUUUACUGAUGGUCUGUUUAAGGGGGUUUCAUAAAGACUUAUUCCUGUCUGGACGUUUCUCACCAGAAGCUCCACAACAGAUUCAUAAACACAGAAAAAAACAAAUCUGCAAACAAUACAGGACUGAAACUGAAGCCUAGUUUAUUAAUUAUCAAAUAAUCACUCAUUUGAGUUUCACAAAUUGGGGAAUUUUGCACAUUUAUGCCCAGUUUUGUUUCACUUUACUGUCGUAUAAAAGAGAAACAGUGAAUCCUCGUAUCAGAAAAGCUGACGUCAGCACUUUACAAACAUUUAAUUAAUUGACGUCUUAAUUCAGCAAGGAAAUAACUGAAUCUCAAAGUGAUUUCAAAAUCUUUUAUACAGAAAACCUAUUGUAACCACCUGAGGAGGAAAAUGUUGAACAUUUAUUAAUGCUUUUAUGAAUUAACUUUAAAAUCCAAGCUCUCAUAGUUUGAUCCAGUUUUAUUUAGAUUUGAGAUGUUUGGAGAUAAUUGUAUCUUUAAGUAACAGAGGUCGUUAGUAGAGGUCGUUAAUCGACUGUGAUGCCUCAGAACUUUGGGAUUGUUCAGACAGAAAGAACAAGGAUUUUGAGAAAUCUCGUCAAAUAAUGGCUGAUAUGAUUUAUAAAUCAAAUAUUAUCAUGUUUUAAAAGUUGGAGACAGAACUGAAAAUAGAAAGAUCUAAAUUAUUGUUUUUAUUACUAAGAUUCAAAACAAGGAAUCAAAUCAAGCACAUAUUAAAGAUUUGAGUAUUUUUCUUUGAGAUAAAUAAUUUGUUUUUCUAAAUCAAUGCACCAUUUAUUCUCUAUUUCAGAAAUGAUAAUGAUUAUCUGAGGAUUUAGCUUUUCAUUUAAAUCCAAAGUGACUUUGUGAAACCCCCUUACUGUUUCCUGGAUGUGUCAAAGUUUAAUGGAUUGUUUUUUGUCUCUAAGACAAACCUCAGCUCCUGGAGGGCGUCGCUAUGUUGGUGUUCAGGAGAAGUUGGAACUUGUGAAGUUUGCAUCCUUCAGGAUAAAAAGACAAUCAGUGGAAAAGCUCCCAGUUCAGCCUGUGGUCACAGAGAAAGCUCCCAGUUCAGCCUGUGAUCACAGAGAAAGCUCCCAGUUCCCACCGAUCCUGAACCCAACACAAGUCCCACUCAGCUGCCUGUGUUUACCUGUGUGGGUCACAUGGAUAUUUAUUUGUUUUGUACGAAAAUAGAUUAUUUUCAUUAAAACUGCUGAAGGAUUUGUGAUUGAA